GGCGGCUGAGGCGGCUGAGGCGGCUGAGGCGGCCGAGGAGGCCGAGGAGGAGGAGGUGGCCAUGGCGGCGGGGCGUCGCGGUGCCCUGAUCGUGCUGGAGGGCGUGGACCGGGCCGGCAAGAGCACACAGUGCCGGAAGCUGAUGGACGCCCUGAGGGAUAGCGGGCAGCCCGCCCAUCUCCUCACCUUCCCGGAGCGAUCAACAGAAAUUGGAAAGUUGCUCAGCUCUUACCUGGAGAAGAAAAUCAAUCUGGAGGAUCACACAGUGCAUCUGCUCUUUUCUGCGAACCGCUGGGAACAAGUGCCAAUGAUGAAGGAAAAGUUAAAUCAAGGCAUCACCCUUGUAGUAGACAGAUACGCCUUUUCUGGUGUGGCCUUCACAAGUGCCAAAGAGGGGGAGAAUUUUUCCCUGGAUUGGUGUAAGCAACCGGAUGUGGGACUCCCCAAACCAGAUUUAAUCCUGUUCCUUCAGCUGAGGACAGUGGAAGCGGCAACCCGAGGGAGUUUUGGCACCGAGCGGUACGAGAACAAUGCCUUCCAGGAGAAAGCACUGCAGUCUUUUCACCAUCUGAUGAAAGAUACGACUCUGAACUGGAAGACGAUUGAUGCGUCCAAGAACAUAGAAGACUUGCAUAAGGAGAUCCAUUACCUCUCUAAAGAAGCGAUUAAAGAAGCUGGAGAAAAGCCUUUAGAAGAACUGUGGAAAUGAUAGGAAUAGAUGUUUGCGUUGGGAAAAAUCUGUUAAACAAGGAUCCAAAAAUUCCCCUUUGGUGAAUGACGGGGUGAGGAGGUUAGCGGAGACGAUUUUGGAGGGUUAGGACUCUUUGUAAAACAGGAAGCCGAGUUCUCAGUUAUUUGUGGUCAGUCCAGGCCUCACAGUUCAACCUUAUUUGUUGCUGCCCUCUGUUUUUUAAGUCGGACUAUUGUAUAUAUUAAUGUCUUUUAUAUGCCCUAAAUUAAAAUAUAGUGUUUGAACAGUA
Messenger RNA from Tachyglossus aculeatus (Australian echidna), 980 nucleotides. It is a transcript of the gene DTYMK, whose product is annotated as deoxythymidylate kinase. Gene Ontology annotation, cellular component: cytoplasm; nucleus; mitochondrion. The transcript has 5 exons. Lineage: Eukaryota; Metazoa; Chordata; Mammalia; Monotremata; Tachyglossidae. Bases 62 to 709 code for a protein of 215 amino acids. Gene Ontology annotation, molecular function: ATP binding; dTMP kinase activity. Gene Ontology annotation, biological process: dTTP biosynthetic process; dTDP biosynthetic process; dUDP biosynthetic process. The record is from RefSeq and is a predicted model, not a curated record.